GCAUCAGAAGCAGCGCCCGUGGUACAAGCUGGAGGCUGACAUGCAUAAGAAGUGGGUUUGCAUUGCAUCCUGUCCUUGCACAAUCCAGGUUGACACCGCCCAGGGCCUUGAUGAGAUCUUGGCCGUGCUUCGGAGUCGGAAUCAGGAUCAACUUGCGAAGAACCUACAGGAAGGCGGCAGCGGUCCGUCUGCCGCAGGCUCUGGGGUUUCAGCGGGCUUCGCUGCUGGCGCUGCCGUGGGCGCUGCGGCGCCAGAAGAGGAAGCCAUGGAGCAGCCUCUGAACUUGCAGAAGGACGCGAGGGAGGCACAGAAGCAGAAGGAAAGGGAACUCGAGGAGGCAAAACACCGCGAAAGAGAGGCCGAGAAGGAAAGGGAACGCGAAAGAGAAAGAGAGAGGGAGAAGGAAAAGGCCAUGGAGAAGCAAAGGGAGCAAGAGGAGAGGGAGAAGGAAAAGGAGAAGGAGCGGCAGAAGGAGAAGGUUGCGCCGACGCAGUCAAAGGCGGCUCCACCAGUCAAGGACACGAAGUCCAUGUCCAAGAUCCGCCGGUCCUUGGAAAAGGAAAACAUCGAUUUCGAGGACCUCUGA
This is a messenger RNA of Symbiodinium pilosum, 586 nucleotides long. The record is from the annotation of a GenBank genome assembly. NCBI's taxonomy places the organism in Eukaryota, Dinophyceae, Suessiales, Symbiodiniaceae.